AUGUUCCCGACCCGACCGCGCCGCUACCGGUCGUCCACAUCGACUUCGGCGGCCCAGACGACCAAGGCCGCCGAGGUGCUCCAGGGCCUCCUCGAGCGUCUUGAUGCGACGAUACGAGCCGCCAAGGCUGGCACAUACCCCGACGUUGACAAGCUGCUGGGACAGGCGCGCCAGAUCCACCAGCAUGUCGCUGCUACCCAGCCGCCGUCCCCCCCGCAAGACGACUUCCGCCAUCUGCACGGCUUCCAGGGCCUCCUCAAUGUCCUCCGGUCGUUCUCUGGCUUCUACAACCCGCACAAGCGCACCGUGGCCGAGAGGCAAGGGCUCUUCGACCUGCUCCACAUAACACUGGCAAUCAUAUCGGCGGCGUUCCGAGGACAUCCGGGAAACAGGCGCUACUUCCAGGACAAAGUUGACGGCGGCGGGUGGGAGGCCUUGGAGCAGAUGAUAGGCAGCAUUGGUAUUGGCGGAGGUGAUUCGGACCUCUGGGCCAACUGCCAGCUGUUUGGAAAGCUGCUCUCCUUCUCUCUCGAUGACCAGCGCCUGGAUGAACUUUGCCGCUCAGUUGCCUCGUCCGCCGUCUUAGAUGCCAACGAGGGUAAGGCCGUUCCGACGUUCGACGCGAAAGACAUAGAGGCGCGGUUGGGAGCCAUCAUUGGACCGGCCACCAUUAUACAAAAUGCCGAGAUUAUUCGGACUAUUGUUUGCUUUUGGGAAUCGCUUCCGAGGACCGAGGGUGCUACGGUAAACCCCGCGUCGGUAAUAGUUUUGACAACACUUUCAUCUGUUGCGUCUACCUCGUUCUUCAACCUGACUGCUCUCCAUGGAGCCGGGAUUCUCUCCAGGUUCCUGCGCCUGCUCUUUUGCCCAGACUGCGUUCUUGGCGAGUUGGAGAAGGAAAAGACAUUGUCUCUAUGCAAUUCCCUAAUGCAUCUUGGCAUUGAUCAACUUGCAGAUGCCCAGUUUAUGCUAUCUUGCCAGGGCUCGACCGCUUCCGAGUUCUGUCUAGACAUGACGGAGAAGUACAACGGGCCUCCCUUCAUCCAGUUCGACCUCUCACUGCAUGGUCACGCAUCGGUAGAGCUCCCGAGCUUGGGUCGAAGUUUUCCGCCCCAGUCUUCUCCCGGGUAUACUUUUACUGCAUGGGUUCGCAUCGACAGAUUCGACCCCAAGUCGCAUACAACUUUGUUUGGAGUUUUUGACUCGUCUCAGACGUGCUUUCUUCUGGCAUAUCUCGAGAAGGAUACCAAAAACUUCAUCCUCCAGACCUCCGUCACAUCUGCACGUCCGAGUGUAAGAUUUAAAUCCGUGGCAUUCGAGGAGAAUAAGUGGUACCACAUUGCCAUAGUCCACCGCAGGCCCAAGACAAUGGUUGCUAGCAAAGCAAGCCUCUACGUCAACGGGGAGUUUGCAGAACAAAUACGAUUGUCGUACCCGAACACCCCUCCGCUCUCCAAUGCCAGCACGGAAAGCUUUGCUUCUUUUACCUCGAGCAAUAACAAGACGAACCCCGUCCAGGCGUUUCUGGGUACGCCUCGUGAUCUCUCGACCCAGCUGGGGCCUGGCUUGGUGUUUUCAAAGUGGUCCCUUGCCACUGCCCAUUUGUUUGAAGAUACCUUGAGUGAUGAUCUUCUGGCAGUACACUUCCGCCUUGGCCCGCGCUACCAGGGCAACUUUCAGGACUGCCUCGGCGGGUUCCAGACUUACGAAGCCUCUGCCGCUCUCGGACUCCGGAAUGAAGUCUUCCACCCUGGGAAAGACGAGAAUUCCGACAUUCUGAGAGCCAUUAGGGAUAAGGCGAGCACAAUUGUCCCUGAGUCUAAGGUCUUGAUAAGCACCUCGUCGCGGGCCGUGUUCCGCACAGAUGGCAAAUUUAUGGAUAGUCUCCUUUUCAGAUCGCUCUCCAAGAACUCGGCCAGCAGCCUGUUCCACACCACAACCAAGAACGGGACCGCUGUUGCGAUUAAUGGUGCUGUGCCGUGCAUCAAUGACGCACUGAUUAGACCCAAUGGUGUCUCGCUUCUCACCGGCGACCCCGUCCUCGCUAACCCUUACUGCUUUGAUGACAACCUAUGGCGGCUGGGUGGUUUUACACCUGUAGCUCUGAAACUGGUCGAGCGGUCGUCGACUUUUGAGGAGCUCCUGCGCUCGGUCGAAUUGAUGCUGCACUGCAUAGACAAUAGCUGGCGGAACAGCGAGGCCAUGGAAAAGGACAACGGCUAUGCCAUUUUGAGCAUGCUCUUGCGGGCAAAACUCGGCUAUGGCGUGUCGACUUCUGACAACCAGUCCUGGCGACUCACGCUGACAAACGACACGAGAGACAGGCUGAGCUUUCAGCUCCUCAGCCUGGUUCUUAGGUUUGUGGGCUACAAUCAUGCUGACCCUAUUGACUCGUUCAUCGUGAACCCGCUUGCCUACCGCAUUCUCUUGAUUGACCCCGACAUUUGGCGCAAAUCUGCCGCUCUUACACAAGAACUCUACUACAAACAAUUUGUGACGUUUGCCGUAAAGAGCAAGCAUCAUCAGUUCAACAGCCGACGGCUGCUCCGAAUGCGAAUCAUCAAGAGGCUCUUAGAUGCGCUAAAAGCGGAAACCCUCUCCGAAGAUAUCGUACCUCAUUUCAUGGCCUCCUUCGAGAGUCUCGUCAAGUGCAACUACAACGCAGAAGUUCACCGAUCACUAGCUUUAUUUAUCACUUACGCCUUCCACACACCUCCUGGCUCUUUGCCGCGAACCCCAAAGCCCUCCAACUCCGGCGGUCGAUCAACCACGUCUGGGCUGGGCAUUCUGCGGCGGUCUACUCUUGAGACUAACCCAGUCUCUGUAGCUAAUACCUCAAGGCUCCUCACCAAAAAGCAGCUAGGGGUCAAGAUCCUUGAGAUGUAUACGGGCCUCCUCUGCAAUAAGACAAACCUGGGUGAUAUUCGCAAGUUCGCCAAGACAGUCACUAAUAAGGUAAUGCCCGAAUGUAACACAGUGAAUAAAGAGCCCGAAGACGUACUGACUGUAUUCCAGUGGCUUCUAUAUUUGCUUGCAGAAGACGACCCGGAGAUUGUUGUAUAUGGUUGCAAGAUCCUCGCUCGCCUCCUGGUCACGCAGCCGCCGGGCUACACUGCCAAAUUUGCAGCCAAAACCGGAGGCUUCUGGAUUAUGGCUCACCGUCUCAAGCAGUGGUGGGAUAUACCAACCAUGUGGCCGAUAUUGUUUGGCAUACUCUUCGGAAAUGAUGUUGCCAAUAUCAACUUUGACAAAUCAUUUGACUUUUUCAGUCUGCUGGAGAUAUUUGGCCACAGCCGCGUGGUUUUCCCAGAAGUUCUACCUGUCAUUACCUCUAUGCUGCAGCAUGGCCUUAGGGACAUUUUAAAACACCAAGAUGACCCCGAUUCGCCAGCUGGUGACUCGGGGACGCUCAAAAGCCCGACCGAGACGCUAGAACCGCCGCAGACAAGACCGAGGGCCAAAUCUAUGGAACUAGGCAAGGCUUUAGAAUCACGAAGGACCCGAUUGCCCGACAAAGAGAGAGUCACGGCUCAUGGCGCGAUUCUCCAGACCGUUGUCCGUUUUCUUGCCGACAUCCAUAACCGGUCCGCCAGCUUUAGAGACUUUGCGCUGUCGUCGGACUAUGUGCGGCUCCUUCUCUCGGCUCUCUAUCCUAUUGUUGUCAGCGCAGAUCCCGUCACACCCGAGACUGAGCUCAAUUCUAAGGACUCUACUCUCACAUUCGAGGGAGGCGACGUGAUCAUCCGUCCAGUCCCUGGCUCUUUAUCCACAGCGACACCCAUAGUUAGAACAGCAAAUGCCGGCGCGGUCGAGCCUCCUCUACCGUCUCCUGGACUAGGUCGUGGGACACCUCUCCGUAGGCCGUCGUCGUUUAUCCUGGUCACAUCCCAACCCCCCGCUACACCCACGCCAACCCGCCUAAACCACGUCAUGUCGCCAAAGAAAAGGGUCAACACCCAGAAAAUCAGCAACGUCGUUUUAGAAGGGAUUUUAGAACUUAUCAUCAAUGUGUUUACCGACCAGAUUCUAGUCCGAAAGGAAUUCCCAGGAUUUGGGCUGUUUCUGAAGGUACCUCCGGGAUUUCAGGAGCAUCAAGCGUACUUCGGAACCUACAUUCUACGGAAUACCAUUGCCCACUUGGGCAGCGCAGUUCAGCUUGAUCUGAAGGCGCUCCAGGAGCCAAAAAUACUCCAGAACAUGGCCCGGCUGAAUCUCCACGUAGCCGAGGCGAUCUUUGAGGGAUGGUUUCUCAAUGGUGCCGAGCCAAUGCUCGACUUCACCGGUAUUCUGCUUGAGUACUUGCAACGAUCUGAAGUAUCGUCCAUCAAAAGCGUCCGGCUUUGCAGCUCCGCAGUGACGACCAUUCGGACGUCUUUCCUUAAGCUCACUCUGCUAAGGCUCUCGGAUAUGGACGACCCGCAAACUAAGGAUUCGGAGGCACAAUCAACGAUGGAGAAAUUGGAAUACUGGCAGACGGUACUUCUCAGCUGCCUUUCGCUUGAGGAUGAUUACAUGAAACUCCUCUGGUAUCAGCUCUACAAUAAACUCAUCGACUCGCGCGAAACCAUCCGGCUCGCUGCGGCGAGACUUUGGCGGAUAAUGCUGGUCCAAAAGCCCGAGGAGUCGUCGGCUCUGUUCCGACACACCAUGACACCCAAUCAGCAGUCACUAGCUAAAGGCUUCAGGAAACUCACGGAAUUAGACGAUACGGCGUUUAUAGAGUGGGUCGAUGAGUACCGUCCAUCCCUGGAUAUCCUCUUCGGAGGUAUGUCCAAGACUUGGGAAGAUUUUGUGGCUUCUGAGAACAACCGAACGGUAGAGACUGCGAAGUCGAGGCUGAAGAACCGCAGAGAUAAGCUCAAGCAAUGGCACACCGAAUCCCUGGAGCGAGAGAAUGUUCUGCUCCGCCAUGAGAUGGCGAACAGUGCAUGGAUGAAGAGCAUCUACUACGCAGAGCACUUCAAGCACCAAAGGCUUCUCCAGGACCAGCAAGAUGACAAUGCUUUCCUCACUUCGACGUUCGCAAAGAUGGACCGCGAUUUGCGUCGUCCGGGUGCCGUCUUCUUCGAGCCUCAAACCAUUAAAUGGAAGCUCGACCAGACCGAGGGUCGAAAUCGUAUGCGUCUCCGACUUCUUCCGGAAUAUCCUUCCCAGCAUCAGCAGGAGUAUCAACCAAAAAACAAACCCGGAGACAACGCCUCCACUCCUGCGUUGAAACUCAACACCCAUCUCUCACCGAGCCAGGGGAUAAACACAACCCCAACCGUGGGGAUGGCGCCCGACGAGUUUGGAGGUGAUGGGGCGAUCGAUGAUCCUGAUGCCUCUGCGGAACCCGGAUCAGUGUCUGAGAAAUCGGGCCAAUUGGGCGUGGCGCCAGAAGAUGAUUUUGAGCUUGUAGAAGAUCCAAAUGACCCCGAUGGAGACGAUGCGUUCGAAGACAAGAACAGGAAGGUCAUGAGGCGGCUGCAGCACGGCGACGCUGUCCAGAAUGUCUUCAAUGUGUCGCGAAUCAUUGGCCUUGACGCCUCGGAGGGCAUAUUGAUUAUUGGAAAAGAGGCUCUCUAUAUAAUGGAUAGUCUCUUCCAGAGUGCGGACGGUGAGAUUAUCAACGUCUGGCAGGCACCGCCGGAAGAGCGCGACCCAUUCUCAAUCAUCAUCACUGAUGCGAACCUCACCGACAAGCGCCCGAAUCAAACACGCACUGAUCAAGAGUCAAGAAGCUGGCGAUGGCAUGACGUUCUCAGUAUCUCGAAGCGCCGGUUCCUGUUUCGCGACGUGGCGAUUGAGAUAUUCUUCACGGAUGGUCGGAGCUACUUGCUGGCGGCCAUAAAUCCCGUCCUCAGAGACGAGAUAUACUCGAGGCUGACAAGCAAGACUCCGCACACCCAUGGAGCCAACCUACUUCCAAAUCCCGAAGACGCAUGGCGCCUCGAAAGCCUCAAGUUCAGCGAGGAAUUGCCCCAGACACUGGGCGCUAAGUUCGGAAGCAUAUUCAACUCGUCGGCGUGGAAUCCCAUGAUAAGACGCUGGCAAAGGGGCGAGAUCUCCAAUUUUCACUAUCUCAUGCUCGUGAACAAUAUGGCGGGCAGGACCUUCAACGAUCUCACUCAGUAUCCGGUUUUUCCAUGGGUACUGGCCGACUACACUAGCAAUGAGCUUGAUCUCAACAACCCUGCAACCUUCAGGGACCUGUCGAAACCGAUGGGCGCCCAGUCUACAGGCCGUGUAUCGGAAUUCAAAAUGAAGUAUAGCAGCUUGGCCGAGAUGGGCGAGAUUCCUUUCUAUUACGGGACUCAUUACUCGUCUGCUAUGAUCGUGGCCUCGUACUUGAUCCGACUUCCUCCGUUCGUGCAGUCCUACAUCAUGCUGCAAGGCGGCACCUUUGACCACCCAGACAGGCUCUUUUUUUCCAUCGAAGGGGCUUGGACUUCUGCAUCCAAAGACAAUGGGUCAGAUGUCCGUGAGCUGAUACCCGAGUUUUUCUGCCUCCCGGAAUUCCUGACCAAUAUCAAUGGCUACAACUUUGGCGUCCGCCAAGGGGAUGCUGGGAAGGUCGACAAUGUCAUUCUGCCUCCAUGGGCCAAAGGCGACCCGAAGAUAUUCAUCGCGAAACACCGCGAGGCCCUCGAGAGCCCAUAUGUCAGCCAGAGGCUGCAUCAGUGGAUUGACCUGGUGUUUGGCUACAAACAACGAGGCGAUGCAGCGGUAGAGAGCUUGAACGUUUUCCAUCAUUUGUCUUACAAGGGUGCAAAGGAUCUUGACAACAUCACCGAUCCCCAGGAGCGAGCGAUCGCGACCAGCAUCAUCUACAACUUUGGCCAGACACCCCACCAGAUAUUCACAAGACAGCAUCCGUCUCGAGAACACGACCGGUCUGUUACCAGGCGGCUCGACACCUCCAUCUCGACCCUGACAAAGCUUCCUCACCCGCUUCUUGGCAUCCAUGACCGUGUGGCUUCGCUUAUCUACACACCAAAACUAGACCGUCUUCUAUGCGCAACGCCAUUCCGGCUUAAUCUGCCGCCGCAAUACGACAAGUUCCUAGAGUGGGGCUAUGCAGACAACAGCGUACGGUUCUUCUUCACGGAUAAUAGAAAGGCUGCCGGUCUCUUUGAAAACCUACACAUUGGGCAGAUUUCUACCCUAACUUUUGCCGACUCCAAGACCCUGAUUACUGCGGGCGAAGACUGUGUCGUCUCUGUGUACACGGUUCAUUCGGCGCCAGGAAAGCCGGUGGAGCUGGUUCCGCGCUCCUCUCUCUUUGGCCACAAGACACCGGUGACCAACAUCGCAGUGUCCAAGGCUUUCAGCACGAUUGUCACGGUCUCGCAGGAUGGUGUCACUUUUCUCUGGGACCUGAACAGGCUCGAAUUCAUUCGCAAGCUUCCGCUUGCGCGCACCGUCGAGUGCGCCCGCAUCCAUGAUGUGACGGGCGACAUCAUGCUGUGCAGCGGGCCCAAUGUCAUACUGUACACUCUCAACGGCGACCUCAUUCUCGACCAGAACGUCUGCGCGGCGGAGGGCCCAGACGACUUUGUCCACUCGUGUGCCUUUUACGAGGGCUCGGGCACCGAGUGGCUCGAGAACUUCAUCGUCUUCACGGGCCACAAGCGCGGCUGCGUCAAUGUCUGGCGCAAGACGGUCGGCAUGAGCGGCGGCUGGAUCCUCGAGUUCAUGCGCCGCCUCGAUCAUGGCAACCCCAAGAGCGAGACGGGCGCUAACUUCGACGCCGGAAUCACGUGCAUCACGCCGUUGCCACAGCUAGUCUACACUGGCGAUGAAGAUGGCCGGGUAUUUGAGUGGAAUCUUGUCCAGAGGGAGAGAUAG
Lasiosphaeria miniovina is the source of this 7827-nucleotide messenger RNA. RefSeq lists its product as uncharacterized. The coding region runs from base 1 to 7827 and encodes 2608 amino acids. The record is from RefSeq and is a predicted model, not a curated record. The transcript has 6 exons. NCBI's taxonomy places the organism in Eukaryota, Fungi, Ascomycota, Sordariomycetes, Sordariales, Lasiosphaeriaceae. Gene Ontology annotation, molecular function: protein binding.